Messenger RNA from Schistosoma guineensis, 968 nucleotides. Lineage: Eukaryota; Metazoa; Platyhelminthes; Trematoda; Strigeidida; Schistosomatidae. The record is from the annotation of a GenBank genome assembly.
GUUACCCAUUAAUUCGCCCAGUCGUCGUAAGUCAUCCAAAUCUAGUGAGGUUUGUCUUGAUUCAGAACAUCGUACAGUACAUUUUAAUCAAAUGGUUAAUGAAGACCAUUUAUCUAGUAGUAAUUUAUCAACCACAAUUUCUUCAAAUCCUCAUCCAUUGCAUGUUGCAAGAAAAGUUAGCUUUUCUGAUUUACCUUUAGUGAUUAACGUCGAAGAGCGUCAACUAGACGGCUUACAUCAAUCCUGUAUCACUACUGAGGACAAAGUUAUCUACGGUGAAGAUGAUGAUUCCGGUCAUCAUAUUGAAGUCCGCCUACUGAAUCGAGAUAUCGAUGAAAUGCCGACCUUGCCAUCAGAAUUGAAAAAUAAACCUGUAUUUGAAAUAAAACUUGGAAUGCUUAAACAAGCGACAGUUUAUCGGACAGAAUUUACAAUACCGGAUGAUUUGAAGUCAGGUGAAUUGGAAAUUCUACGAACUGUUACAGAAAUGGAUGGUCAUGUUGGUGUACCAGUUAAUGUCGGUGCUUCAUUUAAUUUACUAAGCUGUGAACCUAUCCCUUCACCUGGUCACGGUCAUAUAAUAAUUAUGGAGAUUUCAACUACAAAACAAUCACGUGUCAAUGAGUUAAUCACAUUACGUCGAGUCGAAAAUAUAACAGAUGCUGUUUGUCUACUGUUGCGUGGUAUUUCUUUAGCUAAAGGACAAGGUACUCCACUUCUACGUUCUGGUAUACAUCGAAUUACUGAGAAUCAAGAUUAUAUUGAUUCGGAUGAUUAUACUGAAUGGCCUGGUUAUGUGAAUACAGAGGAUGAUGAUGACCAGGAGGAAGAAAGUUGUGGUGUGGAGAAGGCGAAAACUACUCUUGUGGCAACUGAGAAUAUCGAUGCUAAUCAAGGUGAUGAUAAUGACGAUGAAUCACCGUAGAAUUUAUUAUCAUUAUUACUAUUAUUAUUAUUAUUAUUAUUAU